Messenger RNA from Hemicordylus capensis (graceful crag lizard), 4110 nucleotides. RefSeq names its product dimethylaniline monooxygenase [N-oxide-forming] 2-like. Gene Ontology annotation, molecular function: flavin adenine dinucleotide binding; NADP binding; N,N-dimethylaniline monooxygenase activity. The transcript has 8 exons. Lineage: Eukaryota; Metazoa; Chordata; Lepidosauria; Squamata; Cordylidae. The record is from RefSeq and is a predicted model, not a curated record. The coding region runs from base 1 to 1644 and encodes 547 amino acids.
AUGGUAAAAAGAGUGGCCAUUAUUGGGGCAGGUGUGAGCGGACUGACCUCCAUCAAAUGCUGUCUGGAUGAAGGGCUGGAGCCCACAUGUUUUGAGAAGCAUGAUGGCAUCGGGGGAGUUUGGCAAUUCACGGAAACUGCUGAAGAGGGAAGGGUCAAUGUUUAUAGAUCUGUGGUAACCAACACCUCCAAGGAAAUGACCUGCUUCAGUGACUUCCCCUUCCCAGAGGAUUGCCCCAACUACCUGCACCAUGCCACACUCCUGGAAUACAUUCGAACAUAUGCCGAACACUUCCACCUUCUUAACUUCAUACACUUUAAGACCACAGUGUGCAGCAUCAGAAAACACCCAGAUUUCGCAUCCACAGGACAAUGGGUGGUUUAUACUGAGACAAAUGGGGAGCAGACAUCAAAUGUAUUUGAUGCAGUCAUGGUUUGCAGUGGCUGUUAUGCAGAGAUCAAUCUACCAUUAGUUUCUUUUCCUGGGAUCAAGAACUUCAAAGGACACUACUUACAUAGCUGGGAAUACAAAGAUCAAAAAGGAUUUGAAGGGAAAAAAGUCCUUGUAAUCGGUGCUGGGGACUCUGGAGGGGAUCUUGCUGUAGACAUCAGUCGUACAGGAGCUAAGGUCUUUCUCAGUACCAGAAGCGGUACGUGGGUAUACAGCCGCAUUUCACAGGCUGGAUGGCCUCUUGACAUGAUCUUCACAACACGUUUUAACAAGUGCAUUACAAGUCUUCUUCCAACAUGCAUCAUGCUAAAGAUACUUGAAAAAAAGUCCAAUCGAUGGUUUAACCAUGAGAACUAUGGCUUGAUCCCUCUUUCAAGUUCCUUUUUAGAACAGACACGUUUAAUUUUGAACGAUGAGCUGCCCAGCUGCAUUCUCUGUGGUGCUGUGGUGGUAAAACCAAACGUGCAAGGAUUUACUGAGACCUCGGUCAUUUUUGAAGAUGGGACCGUAGAAGACAACAUAGAUGUGGUCAUCUUUGCUACAGGCUACACUGCCUCAUUUCCCUUUCUUGAAGAGUCUGUCCGUGAUGUCUGCAAAAACAACAAAUCUCUUUAUAAACGGAUCUUCCCUCCUCAUCUGGAGAAACCCACCCUGGCUGUCAUUGGCUUUCUGUCAGUAACAGGAUCCAUUUUACCAGCAGCAGAACUUCAGGCUCGCUGGGUCACAAGAGUGUUUAAUGGGUCAAGUAAGCUCCCACCAGUGAGCAGACAGAUAAAUGAAGUUGCUAAAUGGAAGAAGCAGUGCCUUGAACAGGGUAUUUGCCCAGAGGAUGACAAAGGAAAAAUAAGUUUUAUUGCCUACAUGGAUGAAAUUGCUGCUUGUUUAGGCGUUAAGCCUAACAUGCCCUUGCUCUUCCUAUCCGAUCCCAAGCUAGCCUUAGAAGUUUUCUUUGGCCCCUGCACAGCAUACCAGUACCGCCUGAAUGGACCUGGAAAGUGGGAGAAAGCCCGAAGUGCAAUCCUGACUCAGUGGGACCGAACUCUAAAGCCUCUGAAGACUCGGGUCAUAGAGGAACAUCCUAAACACUCUGUGGUUUCCUACUGGAUUAAAAUCUUUGGCCUGCUUACAGUUUUUGGGGUUGCCUUGCUUGCUUUUAAAUACUCAUCUCCUUCAUGGUUACCUUUACCAGGCUAAAGUGAAGGGAGAGGUGCCCCUUACAAGUUACAUUUGUUUAAUGCUUUGAAAAUUGUUUGGUGAGCACAUCUGGAUGCACAUUGGUUUAAAAAAAAAAAACUGAUCACAGAAUGGAAGUUAUGGAUAAUGAAGACUCCUGGCCAACAUUAAACAUGAUUUUUAUUUCUGAUAUGUAUUUAAUUCAUUUGAAUGUCAAUUUAAUAAAAUUAUAGACAUUAAGAACAGUUGUCUCAUGUUAUCUCACUUUAAAAUAGCAGCCAGAGAAGAGGCCCAGUCUAUAAGGAGAUUGCAGCACAGUUAAGAGGACUGAUUCUUUGCCUCCACAUGGUUUUCCCAUUGAAAGUCACCACCCACAUAGUAGCUAUUUGCUCCCAAAAGGUGCAAUGCAGCACAUUAUCAGCUUUUCAGCCUCACAAUUUUUAAGUCUCUAUGAUAGAAAUUCCUCCCUCCAUACUAACUGAAGAAGUCAUUAUGAUAAUAAUUGGUCCCUACCCUUCUUAUCCACAUCUACCCCAAGAUGCUCCCACUGUGGAGCAUCUGGUGGGCCACUGUGUGAAACAGUAUGCUGGACUAGAUGGGCCUUGUGCCUGAUCCAGCAGGGCUGUUCUUAUGUUCUUAUGCAGAGGCACCACUGCAGCACACCAGGGAUGUGUAUUCUGGAUGUACACAUGUGGACAACUUUGUUGGUAAUAAUAAUAAUAAUAAUAAUUCAAUUUCUAUACGGCCCUUCCAAAAAUGGCUCAGGGCGGUUUACAUAGAGAAAUAAUAAAUAAAUAAGAUGGAUCCCUGUCCCCAAAGGGCUCACAAUCUAAAAAAAACAUAAGAUAGACACCAACAACAGUCACUGGAAGUACUGUGCUGGGGGUCGAUAGAGCCAGUUACUCUCCCCCUUCUAAAUAAAGAGAAUCACCAUGGUAAAAGGUGCCUCUUUGCCAAGUUAGCAGGGUACCCUUACAGCUCAUUGAAAAAAUGUUUCAUGCCUCCUGAAAAGUGAUUAAAUGAAAAGCAAUUGUCCCAUGUAGACCUGCAUGCCUUUGAUAUGUCAUUGAGUAAAGCAAAGCAAGUGUGAAAAGAGAUAAAGUAUUGCUUAUUCUACAAAGAUAUUCUAAAGUGGCCUGGACACAUUUGUUGGUACCCCUAGAAAAGAUCAUAAAUAAUUGGAUUAGAGUGAUUUUUCAAAUUCACUGUUUUCUUUCAUUAGUCUCACACAUGUCUUCUUCAAUCAUGCAAUCAGUCAUUCAGACUAUUUAAAUGGAGAAAAGUAGUCACUCUGCUGUUUGGUAUCAUUGUGUGUCCCACAAUAAACAUGGACCAGAGAAAGCAAAGGAGAGAGUUGUCUGAGGAGAUCAGAAAGUAAAUUAUAGACAAGCAUGUUAAAAGGCAAAGGCUAUAAGACCAUCUCCAAGCAGUCUGAUGUUCCUGUGACAACAGUUGCAAAUAUGAUUAAGAAGUUCAGGGUCUAUUGGACUGCAGACAACCUCCCUGGACAUGGCCACAAGAGGAAAAUCAACCCCAGAAUGGGCAGAAGGAUAGUGAGAAUGGUAGACAAAAAGCCAAGGACAACUUCCAAAGAGAUACAAGCUGAACUCCAAGGUCAAGCUCCAUCAGUGUCUGAUCGCACCAUCCAUCACUUUUUGAGUGACAGUGGGCUCAAUGGAAGAAGAUCCAGGAGGACUCCAGUGUUGAAAGAAAAACAUAAAAAAGCCAGACUGGAAUUUGCUAAAAUGCAUAUUGACAAGCCACAAUGCUUCUGCGAGAAUGUCCCUUGCACAGAUGAGACAAAACUGGAGCUUUUUGGCAAGUCACAUCAGCAUUAUGUCCACAGAUGAAAAAAAUGAAGCUUUCAAAGAAAAGAACACCAAACCUACUGUGAAACAUGGAGGAGGCUCCAUUAUGUUUGGGGGCUGCUUUGCUGCAUCUGGCACAGGGUGCCUUGAGUCUGUGCAGGGAACAAUGAAAUCUCAAGACUAUCAAGACAUUCUGGAACGAAACGUACUGCCCAGUGUCAGAAAGCUCAGUCGCAGGUCAUGGAUCCUCCAACAGGAUAAUGACCCAAAACACAGCUAAAAGCACCCAAGAAUGGCUAAGAACAAAACAAUGGAUUAUUCUGAAGUGGCCUUCUAUGAACCUUGAUUUGAAUCCUAUCAAACAUCUAUGGAAAGAACUGAAACAUGCAGUCUGGAGAAGGCACCCUUCAAACCUGACACAGCUGGAGCAAUUUGCUCAGGAAGAGUGGGCCAAACUACCUGUUGACAGGUGCAGAAGUCUCAUUGAGAGCUACAGGAAUCGCUUGUUUACAGUGAUUGCCACUAAAGGUUGUGCAACAAAAUAUUAGGUUAAGGGCCCCAUCAUUUUUGUCCAUGCCAUUUUCAUUUGUGUUAUUAUCUGAAAUAUUCUGUUGCAUCAAAACUCUAAAACAAAGUCUGAUUUUUUGUUACAUGCGGAAUAAACAAUGAUGGGUGCCAA